Notothenia coriiceps (black rockcod) is the source of this 1176-nucleotide messenger RNA. Its product is annotated as receptor-type tyrosine-protein phosphatase-like N. The transcript is spliced from 9 exons. Lineage: Eukaryota; Metazoa; Chordata; Actinopteri; Perciformes; Nototheniidae. Gene Ontology annotation, cellular component: secretory granule; synapse. The record is from RefSeq and is a predicted model, not a curated record. Gene Ontology annotation, biological process: insulin secretion involved in cellular response to glucose stimulus; regulation of secretion. The coding region runs from base 1 to 1176 and encodes 391 amino acids.
AUGGUCAACACCGGACACCCGCCUGACGGGCUGUUCGGUCAGUGCCUCAGCUCUAGGCAGGACCUGGUCCAGUACCAGGUUACAGUUCCUGUUCUGAAGAGGAUGCAGGAAGUCCUAAAACAGCUCAUGGUAAAAGGUUUUUCCUGGCAAGAUGACAUCACCCAGUAUAUUUUAUCAAAGGAGCUGAAGAGAGUUCCCCAUACAACCCAUCCCUCUAAGCCAAAGUCCUCUUCGUCCUCUUCUGUUUCAUCUCAGUCCAAACAGAACACCCCCCACCCCCACAGUUCUAAAUCUGGGUCUGCACCUCCUGGUGGCAACUAUUUGGACUACAUGAUUGUCGAGCCUCCUCAAACCCCUCUACGUAUGCAGACAGCCUCCAUGGACCCAUACACAUACCACCAGCAUAGAUAUCAAGACGAAGUGGAGAGAUCCCUAAUAGGAGCAGGAAAUGGUUAUGCCCGCCCCUCUUCAAGGUCCCAGGCCAAUCAGAGAGAGCGAGAGCGCGACAGGCAGCUGCUACAGGAAGCCUUUUCUCUCUACAUGGCGUCUGCACAGCCCACUUAUCGCCACAGAGGGGCCGCUGCCAUGGCUCCUGCAGCUAUGCCUUAUUAUGAGGACUUGGAGAUGCCAGUGGACUAUGUAGAAGACUACACCCUAGAGGAGAGACUUGGUACUGCUGGAAGACAGCAACCGCUGCAGAACAAAAAGGUUCCUCAGGACAUCAGCACUCAGUCUGGAACCAAUGAUGGCCUCCUUCAGAGGAUGUCAGGGGUCUUGCAGAGGUACGGAGUGGACCCCAGAGAGCUCAGUCAGGAGCAGCUCUACAAGCUAGCCCUCAUUCUGCAGCUGAUGCAAGCCAAAGAGAAAACAGAACCAAUGGAGAAAGACCUCCUCACCCUCAAGGAGAUGCAGCUGUUAAAAACAGACAGUGUGGCCCAGAAGCCGGCAAAGCCUGUCCCUGUUCCUGGUCCCCCCGAUGCCCUUCCUGCCCCCUCCUCUGCUUCAGUUUUAGCUACAUCACCAGCCAAGAGCGUCCACCGGCCCCCUUCUACCUCCCAGCCCCCCCAGGCCGCUCCUGCUGAAGCUGGAAAAGACUUGAAGGAGCAGGGGGUGCCACUGGUGGAGGGUACAGGAGCCAAGGAGCAGUAUGGGUACAUCGUCACCAACCAAAGGUAA